Messenger RNA from Emiliania huxleyi CCMP1516, 2389 nucleotides. Its product is annotated as cysteine--tRNA ligase. Bases 82 to 2163 code for a protein of 693 amino acids. Gene Ontology annotation, molecular function: cysteine-tRNA ligase activity; ATP binding. Gene Ontology annotation, cellular component: cytoplasm. Gene Ontology annotation, biological process: cysteinyl-tRNA aminoacylation. The record is from RefSeq and is a predicted model, not a curated record. NCBI's taxonomy places the organism in Eukaryota, Haptophyta, Isochrysidales, Noelaerhabdaceae. The transcript is spliced from 6 exons.
AGCUUCCAGCACCCUUGCCCGCCUCGCUCUCCCUCGCUCUCUCCAUCCUGCGAGCUGGCCCAGAUCGACCGUGCCCAAUCGAUGCGCUUGGCCGCUCUCCUCGUCGGCAUGCUGGCGGCUCGCACGCGCGCGCUGCACCUCGUGCACAUGUCGCGCCGCCCCGGCUCGCGCCUGCUCGGCCCGGCUGCCAGCCUGCGCGCCGGCAUGCCGGGCGCCUCGGCCGGCUGCGCCUCGGCGGCGGCGCGGCGCGAGGCGCCGGCGCUGAGCUCUUCCGAAGGUAUCAGCGGGCUGCGGGUGCUCAACACUCUGACGGGCCAGCUGGAGCCCUUUGUGCCGAUCGACCCGGACCGGGUGAAGUGGUACACGUGCGGCCCCACUGUCUACGACGCGGCGCACCUCGGCCACGCACGCAACUACAUGGGGUUCGACAUCGUGCGGCGCGUGCUCUGCGACUACUUUGGGCUGGCCGUCAUGUUUGUGAUGAACAUCACCGACAUUGACGACAAGAUCAUCCUCCGCACCCACCGCAACCACCUCGAGGCGAUGGCGGCGCUGGAGGCGUCCUUCUUCGAGGACAUGGCGGCGCUCAACGUGCGUCCGCCCGACGCGGUGACGCGCGUCACCGACUACGUUCCCGAGAUCGUCUCUUACAUCGAGACGAUUGCGCGGAACGGGUACUGCUACGAGGCAAACGGCUCCGUCUACUUUGACACGGCCGCCUUCACCUCGUCGGAGGGCAAGGUGUACGGCAAGCUCGUCGACGCCUCUGCGCUGGCGGACAAGGAGCUCCUCGCCGAGGGGGAGGGCGCCCUCUCCGCCUCGAGUGCCGAGGCAGACAAGCGGCACCCCUCCGACUUUGCGCUCUGGAAGGCGUCCAAGCCGGGCGAGCCGGCGUGGCCGUCCCCGUGGGGGGAGGGGAGGCCGGGGUGGCACAUCGAGUGCUCGGCGAUGAUGUCCGACCUGCUGGGCGGCGAGGUGGACAUCAACGCGGGCGGGAUCGACCUCAAGUUCCCGCACCACGAGAACCAGAUGGCGCAGGUCGAGGCGCACUACGACUGCUGCAAGGCGUGCAACUACUUUUGGCACUCUGGCCACCUGUCCAUCGACGGGCUCAAGAUGUCGAAGAGCCUCAAGAACUUCAUCACCAUCCGCGAGGCGCUCGAGACCUACUCGGCGCGCCAGCUCCGCUUCCUCUUCCUCCUCCAAAAGUACCACCAGCCGAUGGAGUACUCGCAAAACAGCAUGGCCGCCGCCGCCGACCUCGAGCGCCGCUUUGGCGCCUUCGAGGCGGCGCUCGCGGCGCGGCUGCGCGAGGCGGACACGGCGGCCGACGCCGCGCCGCAGGAGGUGCUGCACCGGUGGGGCGAUCAGGAGCGGCGCCUCAACGACGCCCUCGUCGACAAGCGCGCGGCGGUGCACGCGGCGCUGCUCGACUGCAUCGACACGCCGAGCGCGGUCAAGCGGCUCGAGCAGCUGAUCCGCGCGGCCAACUCGUACAUGGGCGAGGUGCCGCAGCCGCAGCGCGGCGCGACGCUCCUGCACGCCGUCGCCCGCUACUACAGGCGCGUGAUGGGCGCGUUCGGGGUCGAGACGGCGCUGGACGCUGCAGGGGCAGCAGGCUCGGCUGACUCGGCGACGCCGCUGCAGCUGACCGAGGCGGUGAGCAGCUUCCGCGACACGGUGCGCUCCAUCGCCAUCGAGGCGAAGCGGUCGGGCGGCGAGGGCGCCGGCUUGGCCGACGAGGUGCUGCGCGUGUGCGACGCGCUUCGCGACGAGAGCUUGCCGGCGCUCGGGGUUCGGAUCGAGGACCGGCCGUCGGGCGUGGCGCAGUUUGCGAUCGACGAGCCGCAGCGGGUGCUCGCUGAGGCGGCGCGGCGGCGCGAGGCGGCGGCGCAGGCCGAGGCGGCCAAGGCGGCGCGCGCUGCCGACCAGGCGGCGCGUGAGGCGGCCGAGGCGGCGCGCGCCUCUGUGCCGCCGUCGGAGAUGUUUUCGCCGGCGCACGACGGGCUGUUUGGGCGGGAGAGCAGCUACGGCGCACUCGACGCCGAGGGCAUCCCGCUCGAGGACGCGACGGGCGAGCCGCUCUCAAAGUCGCAGCGCAAGAAGCUGGUCAAGCUCGCGCAAAAGCAGGCCAAGCUAGUCGAGGCCGCGGGGAGGCGGUGACGGCGCGGGCGGCGGCGCGUUGUGUAUUUGGAGGCGGCAGGCUGGAAGGAGGAGGGUCCGGGGAGAGGGACGCGAGACGCGUUGGGAUCGGUACUAGCGGGCCGGGCCUAUUUUUUUGUGCUAGUGUGUGGUGGAGAGAGGGCGUCCAAGAGGAAGGUCGUCGAGUGUCGACAAAUGGCCUGAGGUCGUUUUUCGUAUGGUGGCCUCGGUGCCCCAAAGACGUACU